Molecule: messenger RNA, 4413 nt
Organism: Aspergillus puulaauensis
Lineage: Eukaryota; Fungi; Ascomycota; Eurotiomycetes; Eurotiales; Aspergillaceae
Product: putative MATH and UCH domain protein
Exons: 2
Coding region: 1-4413 (1470 amino acids)
Biological process (GO): protein deubiquitination
Molecular function (GO): protein binding; cysteine-type deubiquitinase activity
Source: RefSeq, a predicted model, not a curated record
AUGGAUUCCAGACUCGACACCGCUGUCACCGUCGAGCAACUCCCUGUUCCCAUCCCUCUUGACUCGGACCGCCGACCCGACCUCACAGCUGAUCCCGCGGCCGGCUUAAUCACAACAGUACAGGAAAUUCCUCAACCACCAACACAGACUCUUAUCAUAGAUCCGCCACCACAGGAGCCGGAGCGUCAGCAGGAUGCGACGCCAGAAACUACGACCGAAGCUCCUCCAGAGGCUGAAACGCCUCAAGUGAGCGAAGCUUCUCAAGAAAACUCAACUCCCCAGGAUAACGAAACUGUCCAAAACACUGAAACGCCUCGUGGGGAUGAAGCCCCUCAAGUGAGCGAAGCUUCUCAAGAAAACUCAACUCCCCAGGAUAACGAAAUUGUCCAAAACACUGAAACGCCUCGUGGGGAUGAAGCCCCUCAAGUGAGCGAAGCUUCUCAACAGAAUCCAACACUCCAGGAUAACGAAACUGUCCAAAAUAACGAAACGCCUCGUGAGGUCGAAGCCCCUCGAGAGAGCGAAGCUUCCCAGAACACUGAAACACAAGAUUCACCAGAUAAUGAUUCUCCGGCGCCAGAAAAUGCGCACGAGAACGCAGACGAGAAUGGGGACGAGAAUGCAGAUGAAAAUGCUUACUGGGUCGAGGAGGAGGAGGAUACCUCAGUCCCGGAUGAGGCUGAAAUGAAGGAGAUUGAGUCCCAAGCGGAGACCGACCGCAGUGCUUUAGAGCACAAUUAUUGGGAGAAGAUUUUCCACCCCGUCGUUGACGACCCGGAGUACGUCCCGAUAGAGAAGGCCCGCCUCACAUGGAAGAUCAAAGGUGUGCGGGGUACCAAGGAAAGCCCCAACCGUGUUAAAAUCCUGCGAUCUCCUCCGGCCUAUAUUGGUGGUUACUGGUGGACGAUCAAGUUCUUUCCCCGUGGAAACAAUGUUGGAUCGUUGAGCGUGUACAUUGAAUGUUCAGACACCAUGCCGAACGCAGACGACACUCUUCCGGAGACAGAGUUCAAAGUCUUCCGUGGCCCUGCAGAUGCAGAACUUGAUGCCGGCACUCCCGAUUUGGACCUUAAAUUCGACAAGAGCGAGAAUGCUGAAGCAUGGGCAGAGAUGUUCAAGGCUAAGUAUCCAGCGGCCGCGAACCAGUCAGAGCCAACCAAGGAUACAUGGAGAGUGUCGGCCCAGAUCGGAGUCAUCGUCUAUAAUCCCGCCGAGCCUCACACGGGCUGGCCACAGUCUUCCUGCAACCAGUUCAACCCACACAACUUGGAUUGGGGGUGGACCAACUUCCACGGACCCUGGGACCAGAUUCACCGACGCCAGCGCGGCAAUCGCCAGGCCCUACUUCGCGAUGACACAUUAGCAUUCGAUGCGUACAUUCGCAUCUUCGACGAUCCGACUCGGUCACUCUGGUGGCACCCUAGUGACUCUGAGCCGACUUGGGACAGCCUUGGGUUGACUGGAUAUCGUCCUCUGGGUGACUCAAUCAUCAACCACAGCGCGGAUGUUGCUGGGCUCGCGACACUACUUCACGUCGCUCCAUUCUGUAAGGUCAUUCAGAACGUCAAUGUCCUGGAACACCUCACGAACUGCGAUGUAAAGCCCAAGCCACUAUGCGAUGCACUGCAGAAGUUCCUUUGGCAGCUACGCCAGCGAGACCAGUCGCUUCAGUAUGUAGACACAGACAUGAUUACAAGCACACUGCGUAACCUGCACGAGGGUUCCACGGAUGUGUGCGAGUUCUGGGAGCGCUUACGCCGCUCUUUGGAGCUAGAACUCGCGGGUACACCUGCUGCAAAGGAACUUGCUCAGAUAUUCGAUAGUCCGUCACCCGACUCUCUCUCUCUUCCCGCGGACAUCCAAAAGGACGCUGUUCACACUAUUCCGAAGGACUCCAACUCGCGAAUCUACGUUCCAGCCGACCAAGUCAAGUCUACGAGCGAAGCCUUCAGCCAUUAUUUCGGAGCCAAACCCGGGCGAUGGGUGCUCCCUCCAGUUCUGCACCUCGAACUGGGCCGUCAGACACUGGACAAGGCUGCUCGACAAUGGCGCCUCCUCUACAACAAGGUCGACUUGAACGAGGAGCUAGAUCUGUCACCUUGGAUCCUAGAUGGUCAGCACGGGAAGUAUGUCCUGUACGGAUACAUUGUCCACCGUGGCCGGCGCACAUCUGGGAAGUUUUUCAGCAUUCUGCGUCCAGGUGGACCGGGCGCCAAGUGGCUCGCUUUUGAUGAUGGCAGUGACAACCGGGUCGAAUGUUUGACUAGAAAGACGGCCCUGGGCCCACACCUUGGCCUGGAUCCGGGCGAGACACCAGACCACAAGUCCGGACACGAUGUGGCUGUUGCUGUCAUGUAUAUCCGCAGCGACGUCAUCAAAGACUUUCUACCCGGUCCUCAGGGACAAUGGGAUGUUUCGGAUGAACUUAAGGAAUAUUACCAAACCGGCGACGUCAAGCUCCCAAACAAGACUGGCGGUGAGACAGAGAGCGAGAACAUCAAGGUCGAAGUGUACUCCCUCAAGAAGUACGAUCAGCUCAGCAGUCUAUUCGACUCAUACGAUCUUAUGUCUCAAGCCAAGGCCGCCGAUAGCGUCAUGUAUUUGACUGUGCCCCGCUCGACAAACCUCAUCGACGUCCGCAAGAAGAUCGGGCUCUGGGCAUCUUCACAAGCCGAGACUGAGAUCAACCCAGAGAAUGUGCGUCUUUGGCAGAUCGGUCAUACCCGUGAAUGCUUUGGGCCUACACUCGCACUUACGCGUAUCUCUGAUCUCACAGCAACCCUUGACCUCCCACUGAACCCUGUUCGUUACUGGUUGCAAAUCGUAUCAGAUGGGGAUGCUAAGUACUUUGCGAUGCAAGACCCAGAACCGCCGGUUGAGGUCAACUCCAAGCCUGAGGAAGCUGUUGCUGAACGUUCUGAUUCCGAGACUUUGGACAAUGCCCAACCGGCCCCAGCUACUGAGAGCGCUGAGCCUAGCUCUUCCAGCUAUUUGCCCGAGGUCUCUCCUGCCAACGAGCGGGGUCCGCUUCCUUCACAGUCAAUGGAGCAGCCUACAGCUAUCGAACCGAGCACAGAUAUUAUUGAGAACACAACACCAGUUGCAGCUGAGGUCUCGGAGGGUGGGAGGGAAGCCCACCCUAAUGAUGCGGUAUCUGCCGAACGUAACGCAGUCCCAGCGCCCGUUCAGUCCGUUCAGUCCGUUGAGCCCGUUGAGCCAAACACUGAGCCAAACACUGAGCCAAACACUGAGCCAAACACUGAGCCAAACACUGAGCCAAACACUGAGAAUACCGCCCAAACUGCAGAGUCUCAACAAACCGAUAUUUCAGUAGGCGCAACUGGACCUGAGGAGACCAUAUCAGCUGAGAACGAUGCCGUCAUCGCGGCCAUCAUUGCCGCGGACGCUCAGCAGCUAGAUGAACAACAGCAGCAGCAGGCUCAACCCGCCGCCGCUGGUCAAGAGGAGCCAUCCACAUCCGAGCAACAAACAGACACUCCGACCGAGGAACAAACCGGGACCCCCGCUAACACUGAAGACGCCACACCCCCAGAGCCGAAGGUAGUCCUACCAGUGGAGCACGUCUACUACUACAUCCAAGUCUUCGACGUCGAAUCUCAGUCUCUCCGCACCAUGGGCUCGUUCUUCUCCCAGAAAGAGGACACCAUCAAGCCCGCCAUCCGCAAGCAUCUCGAAUGGCCCGACACCAAGGACUUCCAAGUCUGGCAGCGAGUCGACGGAACUGAAAUCAUGACCCUUGCGUCAGCAGAGACAUUCGAAAUCAGUCCACCGGACGGGACAUGCUUCAUCGUUGGUGACAAGCUGAACAAAGAGAAGCGCGCCCAACUGAACGAGCGGGCCCUAUUCCCCACUCCUGACAAGCUAGUCCGUUACAUCUGGGCCGAGUCUCGUAAACACCCAAUCAAAGCCUUCACGGGAACCAAAACCACCGACGUCACGUUCACCUCGGACUUUUACAGCGGAGAAUUCAUGAAGGGUUAUUUCCACGGGAAGGGCAAGCACAUCUCCGACUCCGCCGCAACGUACAAUGGCGACUUCGUCCUUGGCAAGCGUCACGGCAAGGGUUCAAUGGAGUACCCAACCGGCGAUGCAUACGAUGGCGACUGGUACGAGGACCAAUGCCACGGCCAGGGGACCUUUGUCGAGCGCAAGACUGGCAACAAAUAUGUCGGCGGGUACAAGGAGGGCAAGCGCCACGGCAAAGGAAUCAGCUACUGGGAGGUUGCAGACGAGGAGAAAGACCUGUGCCAGAUUUGCUUCGGCGAGGAGCAGGAUGCUCUCUUCUAUGACUGUGGCCAUGUCUGCGCUUGUGUGACAUGUGCGCGACAGGUGGAGAUCUGUCCGAUUUGCCGGAAGAACAUCAUCAGUGUUGUCAAAAUCUACCGCACAUGA